Psammomys obesus (fat sand rat) is the source of this 3087-nucleotide messenger RNA. RefSeq names its product anoctamin 2 (gene Ano2). The transcript has 25 exons. Gene Ontology annotation, biological process: chloride transmembrane transport. Bases 23 to 2929 code for a protein of 968 amino acids. Gene Ontology annotation, cellular component: plasma membrane. Gene Ontology annotation, molecular function: chloride channel activity; protein dimerization activity. Lineage: Eukaryota; Metazoa; Chordata; Mammalia; Rodentia; Muridae. The record is from RefSeq and is a predicted model, not a curated record.
UUGGCAUCGAGGGACCAGCACCAUGGCGGCCCCUGGGCUGCGAGACAUCCCUCUGCUCCCUGGAUCUCCACGUCGGCUGAGUUCACGGACACUGGCCAGAGGAGGCCAGGGCCCCAAAUGCGACCAGCAGUACCUUAAAGUGCCAGUUCCCCAAGCCCAAAGUCAAAGGGACAGUUCUAGCCGACACUCUAGCAAGGUCUCCAGGAGAGACUGUUCCCGUGACAGUUUUGUCAUCAAUAACUACCUGGAUGCCAGUGAACCCAUGUCCUCGGAAGCCCGCCUGAGCCGCAUGCACUUCCAUGACAACCAGAGGAAAGUCGAUUAUGUGCUUGCGUACCACUACCGGAAACGUGGAGCACAGCUGGGUCAUGGCUCCCCUGGACACUCGCUGGCCGUUAUCUCCAAUGGGGAGACGGGCAAGGAGCGCCAUGCCGGGGGCCCUGGCGAUAUUGAACUCGGGCCGCUGGAUGCUCUGGAAGAAGAAAGGAGGGAGCAGCGAGAUGAAUUUGAGCAUAAUCUGAUGGCGGCCGGGCUGGAGCUGGAGAAGGACUUGGAGAUGUACGAGAUCAAAGCCGGAGGCAGCAUCACGAAGAAGUUCAGUGCCAUUCUGCGGAUGCUUAGCUCUCCGCUGCAGCCUAGAGUUCCCGAACACAGCAACAACAGGAUGAAAAACCUCUCCUACCCAUUCUCCAGGGAAAAAAUGUACCUGUACAAUAUCCAGGAAAAGGACACCUUCUUUGACAACGCCACCCGGAGCCGCAUUGUGCAUGAGAUUCUGAAGCGCACAGCCUGUUCUCGAGCCAACAACACGAUGGGCAUUAACUCUCUGAUAGCAAACAAUAUCUAUGAGGCUGCCUACCCGCUUCAUGAUGGAGAAUAUGACAGUCCAGGAGAUGACAUGAAUGACAGAAAGCUGCUGUAUCAGGAAUGGGCACGCUAUGGAGUGUUUUACAAAUUCCAACCCAUUGACCUAAUCAGGAAGUAUUUUGGAGAGAAGAUCGGGCUGUAUUUUGCUUGGCUGGGCUUGUAUACGUCGUUCCUCAUUCCGUCUUCUGUCAUUGGGGUGAUUGUGUUUCUUUAUGGAUGUGCAACCAUCGAGGAAGAUAUUCCCAGCAGAGAGAUGUGUGAUCACCAGAAUGCCUUCACCAUGUGUCCCCUGUGUGACAAGUCCUGUGACUACUGGAACCUCAGCUCGGCCUGUGGGACUGCACGAGCCAGCCAUCUGUUUGACAACCCAGCCACUGUCUUCUUUUCCAUCUUCAUGGCUUUGUGGGCUACCAUGUUUCUAGAAAACUGGAAGAGGCUCCAGAUGCGGUUGGGCUACUUCUGGGACCUGACUGGGAUAGAAGAGGAAGAAGAACGUUCCCAGGAACACUCCCGGCCCGAGUAUGAAACCAAAGUACGGGAGAAACUGUUAAAGGAGAGCAACAAGUUGGCAUCUCAGAAACUGGAAGCGAAUCCACCUGAGGAUGACGAGGAUGAUGAAGAUAAACUGACUUGGAAAGACCGUUUCCCAGGAUACUUGAUGAACUUCGCCUCCAUCUUGUUCAUGAUCACCCUGACAUUCUCCAUUGUCUUUGGGGUCAUUGUGUAUCGGAUCACGACGGCAGCUGCCCUGUCUUUCAACAAGGCCACGCGCUCCAAUGUCCGAGUCACGGUGACUGCCACAGCAGUCAUCAUCAACCUUGUGGUCAUCCUCAUCUUGGAUGAGAUCUAUGGUGCUGUGGCCAAGUGGCUCACCAAAAUCGAGGUCCCGAAAACAGAACAGACUUUUGAAGAACGCUUGAUCCUCAAAGCUUUCUUGCUAAAGUUUGUCAAUGCCUACUCCCCCAUCUUCUAUGUGGCCUUUUUCAAGGGGAGGUUUGUCGGCAGACCUGGAAGCUAUGUCUAUGUGUUUGAUGGUUACCGCAUGGAAGAGUGUGCUCCAGGAGGCUGCCUCAUGGAGCUGUGCAUACAGCUGAGCAUCAUCAUGCUGGGAAAGCAGCUGAUCCAGAACAACAUCUUUGAGAUUGGAGUCCCGAAGCUAAAGAAACUCUUUCGGAAGCUGAAAGAUGAGACAGAACCUGGAGAAAGUGACCUCGAGCACUCAAAACGCCCAGAGCAGUGGGACCUGGACUACAGCCUAGAGCCAUACACUGGGCUGACUCCUGAGUACAUGGAAAUGAUCAUCCAGUUUGGUUUUGUCACCCUGUUUGUGGCCUCCUUUCCACUGGCACCAGUGUUUGCCCUCCUUAACAAUGUCAUUGAAGUUCGGCUGGAUGCAAAAAAGUUUGUUACAGAGCUGAGACGCCCAGAUGCUGUGAGGACCAAAGACAUUGGGAUUUGGUUUGACAUUCUCUCUGGAAUUGGCAAGUUCUCUGUCAUCAUCAAUGCUUUUGUCAUCGCUGUCACCUCCGACUUUAUCCCCCGCCUCGUGUACCAGUACUCCUAUAGCCACAAUGGAACUCUUCAUGGCUUUGUGAACCAUACUCUUUCCUUUUUCAACGUCAGCCAGCUGAAGGAGGGAACACAGCCAGAAAACUCGCAGUUUGACCAGGAAGUCCAGUUUUGCAGGUUCAAGGAUUAUCGAGAGCCACCAUGGGCACCAAACCCCUAUGAGUUUUCCAAGCAGUACUGGUCUGUCCUGUCUGCCCGUCUGGCCUUUGUUAUCAUCUUCCAGAACCUAGUCAUGUUCCUGAGUGUCCUUGUGGACUGGAUGAUCCCGGAUAUCCCUACCGACAUCAGCGACCAGAUCAAGAAAGAGAAGAGCUUGUUGGUGGACUUCUUCCUGAAGGAGGAGCAUGAGAAGGUCCAGCUGGCCGAUGAGCCGGCCCAGAGCCAGGCAGGUGGGGAUCGGAGCAGGAGGAGCCGCCCAGCCAGCUCUGCACCUUCAGGCCGUAGCCAGCCAGGCAGCAUAGCAUCCUCGGGGUCCCAGCACACCAACGUGUGAGUCAGCAGUUGGCAGCAGAGGAGGGCAUGUGACAGCGAAGCGCAUGCGCACACCACCAUACGUUCUUGUACCUCAAUGGCUCCUCUUCUGCUGGGAACUGGCUUGAGGCUGUCUCCAAGAGGAAGUUACAGAAAUGAAACUGUGAGAGAGUGCAGGAG